UAAAACUAAAUAUACAAUACAUAUUUUAAAUAUUGUCAAAAUGGUGUCUUUUAUGAAGGAGGAGCAGAUUAAUUAUUCUCAAGAAUUAAUUUUGAAUCUAUAAAAUCAGUCAAAUAAGUCACCCUGCAUACUAGUACAUCCAUACAUCCAUUUUCUACCGCUUGUCCCUUUAAUACAUUACAUUUGUGUCCUUAGGCAAGACACUUCACCCACCUGCUCCCAGAGCCACCCACACUGGUUUAAAAAUGUAACAUAAAUAAUGGGUUUCACUAUGUAAAGCGCUUUGAGUCACUAGAGAAAAGCGCUAUAUAAAUAUAAUUCACUUCACUUCAUUUGUAACUUGUGUAACUAAGGGAAAUUAAUUGUAUUGUGCAUGGCAUAAAGUUUAUUUUUUAAGGCUUUUUAUUUGAUUUCCAUGAUAAAAUCAAAACAGCCACACGUUUCUUUUCAACGGGACACUGUUACACUGCCGCACAUUUUUAAAACCGCCUCCCUGUGCGAAACUAUGUCAGCCAAUCAGCAAACGGCGUUGGCACAGUCAAAUUUGCAUGACAUUACUACAAGAGCACAACAGGCGACAAUCAGGUUUAUUCACUUGUCGAACUCCAAUCACAAUGCCUGAACCACAAGCCAAGGCUGCACCCAAGAAGGGCUCCAAGAAAGCCGUCACCAAGGCUGCCGGCAAGGGCAAAGGAAAGAGGAGAAAGGCCAGGAAGGAGAGCUAUGCCAUCUACGUGUACAAGGUGCUGAAGCAGGUCCACCCUGACACCGGCAUCUCGUCCAAGGCCAUGAGCAUCAUGAACUCCUUCGUCAACGACAUCUUCGAGCGCAUCGCCACUGAGGCUUCUCGUCUGGCUCACUACAACAAGAGAUCCACCAUCUCUUCCAGGGAGAUCCAGACCGCCGUGCGUCUCCUGCUGCCCGGUGAGCUGGCCAAGCACGCUGUGUCUGAGGGCACCAAGGCUGUCACCAAGUACACCAGCUCCAAGUAAAUUGUUCUCUCAAUUUGCACAACCAACGGCUCUUUUAAGAGCC
This is a messenger RNA of Entelurus aequoreus (snake pipefish), 1035 nucleotides long. Its product is annotated as histone H2B 1/2-like. Gene Ontology annotation, molecular function: protein heterodimerization activity; structural constituent of chromatin; DNA binding. The record is from RefSeq and is a predicted model, not a curated record. The transcript has a single exon. NCBI's taxonomy places the organism in Eukaryota, Metazoa, Chordata, Actinopteri, Syngnathiformes, Syngnathidae. Gene Ontology annotation, cellular component: nucleosome. The coding region runs from base 549 to 992 and encodes 147 amino acids.